AUGAGUUUCACCACACCCCGUAUCUUCCGCGUCUCACGAGCCAUUGGCAUCAACUCAACCCGCCGCACCUACGCAACAGAGGGGGCACCAUCCCCACCUCAAAGAAACAACAACUCAACAUGGGUGGUCAUCACCGCAGCCCUCGGUAUCCCAGCUGCCUACUACUUGCUGCAAGGCAACAGCUCCCGCGGCAAGGCGCCAUCCGAGGUCGACCAGCCCGCGACGAGAAAGGACCCAGGGGGAUUUGGGACCAUGUCGUCUAAGCAAGAGGGCUUGGACAAUGCCGACAGCAGUAACCCCUACAUCAAUGAGCCCGGAAAGAGUGUCAAGGGCGAGGGCGAGACAGAAUCAGCGAAGCUGAAGGGAACUGUUUCCCCGAAGAGACCGCAGCAAUAA
This is a messenger RNA of Aspergillus puulaauensis, 396 nucleotides long. RefSeq lists its product as uncharacterized. The transcript is spliced from 2 exons. NCBI's taxonomy places the organism in Eukaryota, Fungi, Ascomycota, Eurotiomycetes, Eurotiales, Aspergillaceae. The record is from RefSeq and is a predicted model, not a curated record. The coding region runs from base 1 to 396 and encodes 131 amino acids.